Phalaenopsis equestris is the source of this 1721-nucleotide messenger RNA. RefSeq lists its product as uncharacterized. The record is from RefSeq and is a predicted model, not a curated record. NCBI's taxonomy places the organism in Eukaryota, Viridiplantae, Streptophyta, Magnoliopsida, Asparagales, Orchidaceae. Bases 164 to 1582 code for a protein of 472 amino acids. The transcript is spliced from 3 exons. Gene Ontology annotation, molecular function: metal ion binding.
AGAGAGCUGGAAGCCGGAGGAUAAAGCAAAGAAGAGUCGAGAGAGAGAGAGAGAGAGGCGAGUGUCAACAAUGGCGGAAGGAAACAGAGCAGAGUCCAGCUCCAUAGAAGAAGAAGAAGAAAAAUAGCCAGAAUAGGAGCAAAAACGAAGAUUCAGGGCUGCGAUGGGCGGAGGUGCGUCGAGGUGGAGACGAGCGGCGCAGAAGAUCGGAUUUCCCUGCGCUUUUCUCGUCCGCGAUGCCCCUCCUCACCAAAAUUCCACCACCAUCUUGAACUCGACGGAUCCAAAAUCAUCGGUAAUGUCGGAAAGAACUGAUGGGGAAGAACAUAAUGGCUUCCCAGCGAAGCAAAGUCUAUGCACCAUAUGUUUGGAACCUCUUCUCUUGAAUGAAGGUGGUAGCAGCUGCAGGCAGUCAAAGAUCUUCACUGCUCAAUGUUCUCACACAUUCCAUCUCCCCUGCAUCGCCUCCAACAUCCGCCAUGGAAAUACGACUUGCCCGAUAUGCCGCACCCACUGGUUGAACCUCCCUCGCCACCUUCUCAUUGCUUCUCGCCCCUCUCGUCCUCUCGAUUCUGCCUCAGCCGAUCCCAUCCUUCGCAUACUCGACGACUCCAUCGCCACCUCCCGUGUCAACCGCCGCUUCUCCCUACGUUCCACUCGUUACGACGACGACGACCCCACCGAACCCAAUUCUGCUUCCCCCACUCGUAACACUCGUCUUCUCCUAUCCUUUGUUAGACACUCUACUCACCCUCCUCAUCAUCUUCUUCUUCGCCUCGCCCCUCAACUACCCCUUGACCUAGUCCUUGUUGUCACCCCCAAAGACGCGCACCUCCGACGUCUCAAGCAAGCCAUCGCGCUCGUUGUUUUCUCCCUCCGCCCCACCGACCGACUCGCACUCGUCACCUGCUCGCCCAUCGCCGCCACCCGCGCUUUUGCACUUCACCGGAUGUCUUCGCAUGGCAAGCGCGCCGCUCUCCAGGUGAUCGACCGUCUCUCCUACAUCGGUGAAGCCGAUCCGACAGAAGGUCUGCAGAAGGCGGCGAGGAUAUUAGAGGACCGCACGCAUCAGAACCCUAAUUCUUCCAUCAUGCAUCUUUCAGACAGUCCGACUGAGGGAGCGAUUGAGCAACGAGCACAUUGGUUCAACAUUGGAUUUCAUUUGGGAGAUUCGAGUGGGUUCAUCAUGCACGAGUUCGAGGAGUUUCUGGCGAGGGUGAUCGGGGAAGAGGUAAUGGAUGUGCGGUUGACGAUUGGUAAGGAAGGGAGGGUGGUGGGGAUUGGCGAUUUGAGGUGCGGCGAAGAGAGGAGGAUUAUGGUUGAUUUGAGUGGAGAGAUGGAGUUUGUUCAUGUGAGAUAUGAGUAUAAAGAAUGUGGUAGUAAGGAGGUUGUGGUGAGGGGAGAGAUGGUGGUGGAGUUAGGGGAGAAAGGAGAUGGGGGGAAUGUAGAGGGGGAGGAGGACGAGGAGGAAGAGAUGAGCAGUGGGUUUGGGCCAAGGAGGAGCUGUGCAGAGAGAUGGGACUAUCUUGAUCCAUUCAUGGCCAGGAGAUGGGCUAAGCAUUUGCAUGGAUUUAGAGUUUAAUUAUGUAACUGAUUUAGUAGUUUUUAAUGAAGACUUUUAUUUAUUAUUAUUAUUAUUAUUUGUGGUGAUCUUCAGCUUAAUUUAAUGAAUCUAGUGGCUUGUGUGAAUGCAGUUGAUUUGUGAGAAGCUAUAUAAAAGC